CUGCCGCCCCAGGGGCCGGGGGGCUACGCUCAGGACAACAUGCAUCAGAUGCACAAGCCCAUGGACUCGAUGCACGAGAAGGGAAUAACCGAGGAUCCUCGCUACAGCCAGAUGAAAGGGAUGGGGAUGCGGCCCGGCGGGCACGCGGGAAUGGGUCCUCCUCCCAGCCCCAUGGAUCAGCACUCUCAAGGUUACCCUUCUCCGCUCGGCGGUUCCGAGCACGCCUCCAGUCCGGUUCCGGCUAACGGUCCAUCCUCUGGCCCUCAGAUGUCUUCGGGUCCCGGAGGAGUCCCCCUGGACGGCACUGACCCCCAAGCUUUGGGGCAACAGAACCGGGGCCCGACCCCUUUUAACCAGAACCAGCUGCACCAGUUGCGAGCUCAAAUCAUGGCCUACAAGAUGCUGGCCCGCGGCCAGCCGUUGCCCGACCACCUUCAGAUGGCCGUGCAGGGCAAGCGACCCAUGCCUGGAAUGCAGCAGCAAAUGCCGACACUACCUCCGCCCUCCGUGUCCGGGACAGGACCAGUGCAAGGACCAGUGCAAGGGCCUGGACCGGGACCAACACCUCCAAACUAUAACAGACCUCACGGGCGGCUGCAAGCUCGCAUUGCUCACAGAAUCCAAGAGCUGGAAAACCUUCCUGGCUCCCUGGCCGGCGACCUGAGAACCAAAGCUACCAUUGAACUUAAAGCACUGAGGCUGCUCAAUUUUCAGCGACAGCUGCGUCAGGAAGUUGUGGUGUGCAUGAGGCGAGACACAGCCUUGGAGACGGCCCUCAACGCCAAGGCCUACAAGCGCAGCAAGCGGCAGUCCCUGCGCGAGGCUCGCAUCACCGAGAAGCUGGAGAAGCAGCAGAAGAUCGAGCAAGAACGGAAACGCAGGCAGAAGCACCAGGAAUACCUCAACAGCAUUCUCCAGCACGCUAAGGAUUUCAAGGAAUACCAUCGCUCCGUCACGGGCAAAAUCCAAAAGCUGACCAAGGCGGUGGCUACCUACCACGCCAACACGGAGCGCGAGCAGAAGAAGGAAAACGAGAGGAUCGAGAAGGAGCGAAUGCGCCGUUUGAUGGCGGAGGAUGAGGAGGGGUACCGUAAGCUCAUCGAUCAGAAGAAGGACAAGCGCUUGGCCUACCUGCUGCAGCAGACGGACGAGUACGUCGCCAACCUGACGGAGCUGGUGCGGCAGCACAAGGCCGCGCAGGUGGCCAAGGAGAAGAAGAAGAAGAAGAAAAAGAAGAAGGCAGAGAACGCCGAAGGGCAGACUCCGGCGAUCGGACCAGAUGGCGAACCGCUGGACGAGACGAGCCAAAUGAGCGACCUCCCCGUCAAAGUGAUCCACGUGGAGAGCGGCAAGAUCCUCACCGGCACCGACGCGCCGAAAGCCGGGCAGCUGGAAGCCUGGCUGGAGAUGAACCCCGGGGGAGUCCCGGCAUAUGAAGUAGCUCCGAGAUCUGACAGUGAAGAAAGCGGAUCAGAAGAGGAGGAGGAGGAGGAGGAAGAGGAGCAGCCGCAGCCUGCUCAGCCUGCCCUGCCCGUGGAGGAGAAGAAGAAGAUCCCCGAUCCGGAUAGCGACGACGUCUCGGAAGUGGACGCCAGACACAUUAUCGAGAACGCUAAGCAAGACGUUGACGAUGAAUACGGGGUGUCUCAGGCGCUGGCGAGGGGCCUGCAGUCGUACUACGCCGUGGCCCACGCCGUCACCGAGCGGGUGGACAAGCAGUCCACGCUGAUGGUCAACGGCGUCCUCAAGCAGUACCAGAUCAAAGGUUUGGAGUGGCUGGUGUCGCUGUACAACAACAACCUGAACGGCAUCCUGGCGGAUGAAAUGGGUCUGGGCAAAACCAUCCAGACCAUCGCUUUAAUCACAUACCUCAUGGAGCACAAACGGAUCAACGGACCCUUCCUCAUUAUAGUACCUCUCUCAACUCUGUCGAAUUGGGCGUACGAGUUUGACAAAUGGGCUCCUUCCGUGGUGAAGGUCUCGUACAAGGGCUCUCCGGCAGCAAGACGGGCAUUCGUACCUCAGCUCCGAAGCGGGAAAUUCAAUGUCUUGCUCACCACUUACGAAUACAUCAUCAAAGACAAGCACAUCCUGGCCAAGAUCCGCUGGAAGUACAUGAUCGUGGAUGAGGGCCACAGGAUGAAGAACCACCACUGCAAGCUCACCCAGGUCCUCAACACCCACUACGUGGCCCCGCGCCGCCUGCUGCUGACGGGAACCCCCCUGCAGAACAAGCUGCCCGAGCUGUGGGCGCUGCUCAAUUCCCUCCUGCCCACCAUCUUCAAGAGCUGCAGCACGUUCGAGCAGUGGUUUAACGCUCCUUUCGCCAUGACGGGUGAAAAGGUGGAAUACGUGCUCAAAUGCGACAUGUCGGCGCUGCAGAGGGUCCUCUACAGACACAUGCAGGCCAAGGGGGUGCUGCUGACCGACGGCUCCGAGAAGGACAAAAAGGGUAAAGGCGGUACGAAAACCUUAAUGAACACCAUCAUGCAGCUGCGGAAGAUCUGUAACCACCCCUACAUGUUUCAGCACAUUGAGGAAUCCUUUUCCGAGCACUUGGGGUUCACGGGCGGGAUCGUGCAAGGGCUGGAUUUGUACCGUGCCUCGGGCAAAUUUGAGCUCCUGGACAGAAUUCUCCCCAAACUGCGAGCCACCAACCACAAGGUGCUGCUCUUCUGCCAGAUGACCUCCCUCAUGACCAUCAUGGAAGAUUAUUUUGCUUAUCGCGGAUUCAAAUACCUCAGGCUGGACG
Molecule: messenger RNA, 2752 nt
Organism: Charadrius vociferus (killdeer)
Lineage: Eukaryota; Metazoa; Chordata; Aves; Charadriiformes; Charadriidae
Product: transcription activator BRG1-like
Exons: 21
Biological process (GO): positive regulation of transcription by RNA polymerase II
Cellular component (GO): nucleus
Molecular function (GO): ATP binding; DNA binding; ATP-dependent chromatin remodeler activity
Source: RefSeq, a predicted model, not a curated record